GCACACGGAGGCUAAACUUCCGGUGUACGAGCCCGACAUCCGAGGUGGAGACGGAGGAAGAAGAAGGGAUUAAGCGGAAAUAUCGCUCGGGAACGAAAGGUCCGAAAGUACGGCGACAAAAAGCGAGACGAUCGGCUACGGGCGACCGACACCGAGCGCGACACAAACCGAGGACAGCCGUCCGCCGAGCUCGCUCAACACGCCAUUUAACCCCGUUGGAGAUUUAGGGAUGAACUUAGAAUGAAUGUCAACCAGCAAGCGCACAUGGCCUCCCCGUAUGGACAGCCGCCGCCUGGCUAUCAGGGAUACCCACAGCCUGCCUAUGGGGGGCAGCACAUGGCCGGGGGCUACCCCGCCCAGUAUACGCCCUACAACGGCCCCGCCCCUGGAUACCAGCAAGGAGCCCCGCCUCCAGGAUAUUCUCCUUAUUCGAGCUUUCCCUCUAAGGCUCUUGCUGCAAAUGUAGUUUCCGACCUGUCCUCUCCCUCUCCUCUUGACUUGGGUCCGGCGCGGCAGCCCCCCACUUCUGGGGCUCCCCCUGUUUCAGCCCCGCAGGCUUACAGCGCUUACCCCCAGGGAGGGGUGCAGAACGGCCCCCCCUCCAUGAACAGCCAGCCACAGAGGCCGCCGGUCUCUCAGCCCUACGCCCCACCUCAGGCGCAUCCUCCCGUGACCCAGCCUGCUUACCACCAGCAGUAUGGAGAUCCGCCCACCAGCACCCAGCAAAUGACCAAUCAGAUGGCUGGCAUGCAGAUCGGCUCCACAGCAGCAUCCGUGGCAGGUCCUGGUUAUGGUCCACCUCCAUCUUCUCAGCCUCCCGCCUCUGCUGCUUUUACAUCUGCCCCUCCCUCCUUCACUGCUCACUCGGCUCCCGCCUCCCAGCCUCCCCUAAACGCCGGCAUGCCCCAGGGACCCCCGCCCUCUGUCUACGGGGCGCCCCCGUCCUCGCAGCAGUCUUUCCCGGGGUCUGCCCCGCCUUCCCGGCCCCCCUUUUCGGGAGCCGCCCCCCCUCCCUCGCAGCAGUCCUUCUCGACAGCGCCCCCUGCCUCACAGCCUCCGUUCUCCGGGGCUCCGCCUCCGCCCUCCCAGCCUUCGUUCGGCGGGCCGCCUCCUCCCUCUCAGCCCCCUUUUGCUGCGGGUCCGCCGCCAACCUCCCAGCCCCAGUUAACCCCAGGGCCCCCCCCUUCCCAGCCCCCUUUCACCGGUGCCCCCCCUCCCACCUCCCAGUCUCAGUUCCCGGGCGGACCCCCCCUCCAGCCACCUGUUUCUCAGCCCACCUCCUACCACUCAGCUCCUCCUCCCGCCACUGGCUUCCCUCCCCCACCAGGGGGCGCUACCCCUAGCCUCCCAGGGAUGCAGGGGCCCCCGCUUCCGCACCAGUCCCUGUCAGGGCCUGCCAUGCCGCAGCCUAACCACAUGGCUGGGCCCCCAGGGCAGCCCGGCAUGCAGGGGAUGCCCCCUGGCCCCCCCACGUCAGGUGUGCCUGGACCCCCGCCACAGGCAGGGCUGCAGGGCUAUCAGCCCCAGCAGAACGGUGCCUACGGGCAGAUAAGGGGGCCUCAGCCGGGCUAUCCAGGCUCUUACCCCGGGCAGCAGAGUUUCGGGGGACAGCCCCCGGGCCCGGCCCCCGCGCCGGCCCCUGCACCCGCCCCGCCGCCACAGAAACGGCUGGACCCCGACUCCAUCCCCAGCCCGCAAGCCACAGAUCUGCAGCCUGUGCAGAAAACGAGGCAUAGAAUAGACCCAGACGCUAUUCCCAGCCCAAUUCAAGUGAUCGAGGACGACAGAGCCAAUAAGAGCAGUGAGCCCUUCACCACGGGGGUGAGAGGUCAGGCCCCGCCUCUCGUCACGACCACCUUCCAGGUCAGAGAUCAAGGGAACGCUAGCCCCCGCUUCAUCCGCUGCACGGCCUACAACAUGCCCUGCACCUCUGACAUGGCCAAACAGUCCCAGGUCCCGCUGGCAGCCGUCAUCAAGCCCCUGGCCACGUUGCCCCCAGACGAGACGCCCCCCUAUACGGUGGACCACGGAGAGAGCGGGCCGAUCCGCUGCAACCGCUGCAAGGCCUACAUGUGUCCCUACAUGCAGUUCAUCGAGGGCGGGCGGCGCUUCCAGUGCGCCUUCUGCAGCUGUGUGACGGAGGUGCCCCCCCAUUACUUCCAGCACCUGGACCACACGGGGAAGCGUGUGGACUGCUACGACCGGCCAGAGCUCUCCUUGGGCAGCUAUGAGUUCCGCGCCACCGUGGACUACUGCAAGAACAACAAGCUGCCGCAGCCCCCGGCCUACAUAUUCCUGAUCGACGUGUCCUACAACGCCGUGCGCAGCGGCCUGCUCAGCAUCAUCUGCGAGGAGCUCAAGACGCUGCUGGACUUCCUGCCCAGGGAGAACCCGGAGGGCGACUCGAGCGUCAGAGUGGGCUUCGUCACCUACAACAAAGUGCUGCACUUCUACAACGUCAAGGGCUCCCUGGCGCAGCCGCAGAUGAUGGUGGUGUCGGACGUGGCCGACAUGUUCGUGCCCCUGCUCGACGGCUUCCUGGUCAACGUGGCCGAGUCCAGGGCGGUGAUAAACAGCCUGCUGGAGCAGAUCCCAGACAUGUUCGCCGACACGCGGGAGACGGAGACCGUGUUCGGGCCCGUCAUCCAGGCCGGGCUGGAGGCCCUCAAGGCGGCGGACUGCGCGGGGAAGCUUUUCAUCUUCCACUCCUCGCUGCCGAUCGCCGAGGCCCCUGGGAAACUGAAGAACCGCGAGGAUAAAAAGCUGGUGGGCACGGACAAAGAGAAGUCCUUGCUCCAGCCCCAGAUCAGUUUCUACGGUAACCUGGCGAAGGAGUGCGUGGGGCAGGGCUGCUGCGUGGACCUCUUCCUCUUCCCCAAUCAGUACGUGGACGUGGCCACGCUCGGCGUGGUGCCCGUCUCCACCGGCGGCUCCGUCUACAAGUACACCUACUUCCAGGCGCAGACGGACAGAGAACGCUUCCUCAACGACCUCCGGAAAGACGUGCAGAAGAACGUCGGCUUCGACGCCGUGAUGAGGGUGCGGACGAGCACAGGUAUCAGAGCAACGGACUUCUUCGGCUCCUUCUACAUGAGCAACACCACGGACGUGGAGCUGGCGGGCCUGGACUGCGACAAGACGGUGGCGGUGGAGUUCCGGCACGACGACAAGCUGAGCGAGGAGACGGGCGCCCUCAUGCAGUGUGCCGUGCUCUACACCAGCUGCAGCGGGCAGAGGCGGCUGCGGAUUCACAACCUGGCCGUCAACUGCUGCACCCAGCUGGCGGACCUGUACCGCAACUGCGAGACAGACACCCUCAUCAACUUCUUCGCCAAGUCCGCCUACCGCAGUGUCCUCAGCCACCCCACCAAGACGGUGCGGGACAGCCUGGUGAACCAGUGCGCCCAGAUCCUGGCCUGCUACCGCAAGAACUGCGCCAGCCCCUCCUCAGCGGGACAGCUGAUCCUGCCGGAGUGUAUGAAGCUGCUGCCCGUGUAUCUGAACUGUGUGCUGAAGAGCGACGUGCUGCACCCUGGGGCCGACGUCUCCCUCGACGACCGGGCCUACCUGCGACAGCUGGUCGGCUGCAUGGACGUGGCCGAGACCCACGUCUUCUUCUACCCACGCCUGCUGCCGCUGCAAAAGCUGGAUGCGGAGAGUGACACCCUGCCGGUGGCGGUGCGAGACUCGGAGGAGCGUCUGUCCAAGGGCGGGGUGUACCUGCUGGAGAACGGCCUGAACCUCUUCCUCUGGGUGGGGGCCAACGUGCAGCAGGAGCUGCUGCAGAACAUCUUCGGCAUCUCCGCCUUCGGACAGAUCGACCCCAACAUGACAACCUUGCCGGAGCUGGAUAAUCCUUUCUCCAGGAGGCUGAGGGAAAUUGUCGCGUCCUUCAGAGCACAGCGGUCGCGAUACAUGAAGCUGAUGGUGGUGAAACAGGAAGACAAGCUGGAGCUGAUCUUCAGGCACUUCCUGGUGGAGGACAAGAGCAGCAGCGGCGGGGCGUCCUACGUGGACUUCCUGUGUCACAUGCACAAGGAGAUCCGGCAGCUGCUGAGCUAGGAGAGGGGUUUCGGCCCCCCACCCCGCCCCCCCGAAACCCAUCCUUCACCCCCUCCAAUCACAGACUCGCUUAAUCUUUUAUUUGACACGAAUAAGCAAAAUGAAUCAACCCGCCUCCCCUCUUCCCUUUUAUCUCCCUUCCUACCUAUAUAACCUGAAAGAGUGAAAGAGGAUUGCACGGAUUCUGAUUGGUCGGCGGCAUUUGCGCUGUCGCGGUUCCUCCGGCCCAGGCCAGGCCCGGCUUCCCGUCCGAUCCGGGCGCUGUGGCCGUGACGCCGGGGACGGGCCCACGCUGCACGCGUGCGCGAAGCGGCCAUGCUGAUUGUAUAGAAGUGUUCUGUCUCUCAAACUGUGGCACUGAAUGAUCUCUGGGUGGGAAAACACUGCAGACCCUGAUCAAAGGUGGCGUGCUUUUGUAAGAGAAAAGCUGGAAACUUCGCUAGAGAGAAGUCAAAAUCAGUAACAGAUCUUACGAAGAGGAAAAAUAUAUUUAAAAAAUAUAAUAAUAAAAUUCUGGUUUUACAUCCGGAGAUUU
Megalops cyprinoides (Indo-Pacific tarpon) is the source of this 4597-nucleotide messenger RNA. Its product is annotated as protein transport protein Sec24C-like. NCBI's taxonomy places the organism in Eukaryota, Metazoa, Chordata, Actinopteri, Elopiformes, Megalopidae. The record is from RefSeq and is a predicted model, not a curated record. Bases 241 to 4062 code for a protein of 1273 amino acids. Gene Ontology annotation, cellular component: COPII vesicle coat; endoplasmic reticulum exit site. The transcript is spliced from 25 exons. Gene Ontology annotation, biological process: COPII-coated vesicle cargo loading; endoplasmic reticulum to Golgi vesicle-mediated transport; intracellular protein transport. Gene Ontology annotation, molecular function: SNARE binding; zinc ion binding.